Molecule: messenger RNA, 1149 nt
Organism: Penicillium lagena
Lineage: Eukaryota; Fungi; Ascomycota; Eurotiomycetes; Eurotiales; Aspergillaceae
Exons: 1
Coding region: 1-1149 (382 amino acids)
Biological process (GO): transmembrane transport
Cellular component (GO): membrane
Molecular function (GO): myo-inositol:proton symporter activity
Source: RefSeq, a predicted model, not a curated record
AUGUGCUUGCUCAUCACCGGCGGCCAGGUCGUGGCAUAUACUAUCGGCUGGCUCUUCUCCGCCAUGCCCGGAGGUUGGCGUUGGAUCGUCGGCCUUGGGGCACUGCCUGCAUUCCUGCAAUUUGCAAUUCUCGUGUUUCUUCCGGAGACGCCUCGGUGGCUUGUCCAAGCCGGAUUCGACACCCGCGCACAGAAUGUCUUGUCCCGGAUCUACCGAGACUGUGACGACAGUGAACGCGUCGUGGAAAGAGUUAUGCGCAACAUUCGCGGGGAGAUUGUUCAGGAGGCCCUUGAACUCGGACAGAACAAACCCCUCGACUCGAAACCGCAGUGGCUUCAUGAUACCAUGGAGCGCGCAGGCGACUUGCUCCGUAAUGGUGGCAACCGGCGAGCGUUGACGAUCGCCAUGAUGCUGCAGGGACUGCAGCAGCUCUGUGGGUUUAACAGUUUGAUGUACUUUUCCGCCACCAUCUUCUAUGAUUUGAACUUCACUUCGCCGACCUUGAUUGCGCUCUCGGUGGCGGGAACGAAUUUCCUCGGCACGCUUCUCGCAUUUGUCUUGAUAGACCGAAUUGGCCGUCGACGCAUUCUGCUGUAUUCCAUCCCCGUGAUGGCUCUUGCCUUGUUCGGCUGUGCUAUUGCAUUCUUUUCCCUCAAAUCCUCCUCGCUGGGCGGGCGCGAUGAUCCAGGCACGCACCGAUUGUUGAUGCAAACUGCGUAUCUACCAAUGCUUCAGCGCAGUCCGGAAACUGAAUCCCCCAGUUUGUUCUUCCCCGUUUUAAUCAUUGUCUUCAUGGUCAUCUACACUGCUGCUUAUGCCUUGGGUCUCGGCAAUGUCCCCUGGCAACAGUCCGAAUUGUUCCCUCUGAAUGUGCGCUCCUUGGGCUCGGCGAUGGCGACGGGGACGAACUGGGGCUCGAACUUUAUUGUAGGCCUCACCUUCUUGCCCAUGAUGCAAUGGAUUUCGCCGGGGUGGACGUUUACAAUCUAUGCGCUAGUCUGUACGCUGGGCUGGUUCGCUGUGCGAGCCAUCUACCCGGAGAUGAGUGGGCUCAGCUUGGAAGAAGUGAAGGGUCUGUUGGCAAAUGGUUGGGGAGUGCAGGAGAGUCUUCGGCGUCGACAUGCUUUGUCGGUUGAAAUAGAGUCAUAG